Molecule: messenger RNA, 871 nt
Organism: Zingiber officinale
Lineage: Eukaryota; Viridiplantae; Streptophyta; Magnoliopsida; Zingiberales; Zingiberaceae
Product: glutathione S-transferase U18-like
Exons: 2
Coding region: 53-748 (231 amino acids)
Biological process (GO): glutathione metabolic process
Cellular component (GO): cytoplasm
Molecular function (GO): glutathione transferase activity
Source: RefSeq, a predicted model, not a curated record
CGGCGAUGUACGCAGCCAUCAAUCACCAACACCGGCAUAAAUUUGCACUCCCAUGGCCGGAACUGCGACGGAGGACGUGAAGGUUUUGGGUCUGGCGCUGAGCCCCUUCGUCAUUAGGGUUCGCAUCGCCCUCCGCCUCAAGAGAGUCGAGUAUGAGUUCGUGGAGGUGCGGUUCGCGGAGCCGAAGAGCGAGAUCCUCGUGAAGUCCAACCCGGUGUACAAGAAGAUCCCCGUGCUCCUCCACCGCGGAAAACCUAUCUGCGAGUCCACCGUCAUCGUCCAGUACAUCGACGAGGAGUGGACCGACGGAAGCGGGUCCUCCUCCAUCCUCCCCGCCGACCCCUUCGACCGCGCCAUCGCUCGGUUCUGGGCCGUCUACAUCGACGACAAGUUGCUUGCUUUAAUUUGGGCUCUGAGGCCGGAGAAGGAGGCGGCCAAGGUGACGGAAUUGACUAGGCAAUUCCGGAAGGUGCUGGGGCUGCUGGAAGAGGCCUUCCCGGAGUGCGGCAAGGGGAAGGGCUUUUUCGGCGGGGACGCCAUCGGCUACCUGGACAUCGCGCUGGGGAGCUGCCUGGGGUGGAUCAGGGCGCUGGAGAAGGACAAAAGCGUCAAGAUUUUGGAUGCGGAGGAGCUUCCUCGGUUGGCGGAAUGGGCGGAGCGGUUCAUGGCGGAGGAGUCAGUGAAGGGGCUGGUGCCAGAGGCCGACGAGUAUCCGAAGUUAUACGCAGCCGCCGUGGCGAGUCAGUGAAGGGGCUUUGCUUAAAUCCUAUGCGAUCAUAAAUAAAUAAAUAAAUAAAUAAAUAAAUAAAUAAAGUUUGAGUCAAGAAUUUUCCUGAAAUAAAUAAAUUAAAUGUGAUACAAAUCAAAUAAA